This is a messenger RNA of Effrenium voratum, 1693 nucleotides long. Lineage: Eukaryota; Dinophyceae; Suessiales; Symbiodiniaceae. The record is from the annotation of a GenBank genome assembly.
ACCCUUUCCUGGCUUGCCAACCCUUCCCUCCAAAAACAUCAUCUUGGCCAUGCUCAGCUUAGCGCCGCCGACCGCGCGGACAGCGAGCAUCGUGCGACCAUCGCGCACCUCCCUGCGAUUCAUGCCCGAGGCUUUAGGCAUCGCAGGCUUGGAUCCAGGCGCGUGCAUGGUCGCCGCAGGCGUGCUGUCCGCCGGCGCCGCUGUGGCGCAGGUGCCCCGCCGUGCCCAGCGGCUCCGGAAGCGCAAGGCCGUGCUAUCCCCACCUUCGCGCUUGCCGGACUUCCUGCGCACCCCUCUGCUGAUCCCCGCUGAGAGCGAGCGCGAGCCUACGGUUCUGGUGGACUGCGGCAGCGGGUCCACGCGGGCCUUGUACUUUCAGGACGACGGCCGGUCUCACGUGGCAUGGGAGAAAUCUGAGUGGCGAGGUGAGCCGCUGGCAAAGGCUUUGCACUGUGAGCUGCGUGUCGAGAAGUUGCUGCGCUUGUUGGAGAAGGAGCUCUCGCAGCUCACGGCGAAGGGCCCGGUGCUGCUGGGCGCCACCGCCGGAGUGCGCCAUGCCGUGGAGGACGGCAGCUUACCAGAGAGCAAGCUCCAGCUCUUCCGGGACCGCCUGCAUGAGACCUUCGGGCCGCGGGCGCGUUUCAUGGUGCUCAGCGGCCAGGAGGAGGCUAGGGCUGAGUGGGAGGCGCUCCAACACGCCCUGGACUUUGCCCCCGAUCUGAGCAGAGACCACUUCGAUGGCAUGCUGUCCGGCGGUGGCAUGUCCUGCCAGCUGGUCCUGCGAAGAGACGGAAGCUCUCCGGAUCUCUUCAGCUUCCGCAACGGGGUCUUGGCCCCCGCGGGUCUCGCGGACCGCGCCGGCCGGGGCGAGCUGCUGGCGGAAGACCUGGCCGCGGAGCUGGACGUUUUGCAGCGGAAGGCGGAGGAGCAGGCGGCGCGGCUGCCGCGGGUUGCUGCCGAUGGUUUUGCGCUGGUGGAGUGGCUGGGGCUGUUCGUAGCAGGGGAGUCCACAGAAAGGGACCAGGUGCUGGGCAUGGGCUACGAGCGCUGGCUCAGCCGCCAGGAGAUCCUGGAGAGGGUGUCAGCGCACCUGGCGAAGCUCGCUACCCAGUACUCGCCCGGCGCCGGCCCCGUUCCGCGGCGGGCGGCCAUUUCUCUUAACUACGGCAUCAUCUUGCGCGCGGUUCUGCAGAGGUGCUUUCACGCCGGCUCGCGCUUUUACUGUCUGAAGGGUGUCAAUUGGAGCACAGGGCACUAUUUGCUGCACAGAGAAGUUCUUGAGCAGUCUGCGCUCCAACAAGUGUGAGCUUAGUGAGCUAUUCCUGCAUGUGUGUCCUAAGGUUUUUGGUGCAGCUAAGCUGCGUACUCUUGCGGCAGACACUUUGUAGUGAUGCUGAGAAACAUUGUGAAACUGGCAGAUCUGACUGGCGAGGACAGAGAGUGUUUGCAGUAAGCAUUGAGCACGGGUGUCAAGUAGUUAAUUACGAGCCAUCCAGUCGGGCUUGCCGCAUUAAGCCGAAGUUCCCUUGAGCUUCGGCAUCAUGGUGCAGUGCUCGUGAGGGCAAGGUCUGGUAAAACCAGCAGGUUUGGUGAAUUGCUGAGGUCGGCGCAGCAGCUAGCAGCCUGUAUUUGCUACGCCUGCUCGAUGUUCGCAAAAUGCGUUCUGGUCGUGCCGAUUAGGAAAGAGCUGACA